AUGUUGGAAUGGAGAAAUAUAAUUAAAGGUUUUGAAAAAUAAGAAAUUCAAUCAGCCGAUGACAUUUGCUAAUUUUAAAACUUAUUUAUUACUUAAAUAAGAUUGAUUGAAAUAAGAAUAUUAUGCUAAAGCCUUAAAAAAGUAUUCUUCAUAAUAUACUUAGUCCUGCAAAACAUCUAUUUAUCAAUGA
Paramecium sonneborni is the source of this 190-nucleotide messenger RNA. The record is from the annotation of a GenBank genome assembly. NCBI's taxonomy places the organism in Eukaryota, Ciliophora, Oligohymenophorea, Peniculida, Parameciidae.